CACUCAUACUCUUCGCCUGAUUAAAAAAAAAUUCCUUUUUUUCCAAUUCUACAAUCUGUUCUCCGGUCGGUGAAUUCGGUUUCCGGCGUGCGUUUAUUCCCAGGGUUCGCAGUGGAUCCUGAAGAUUUAUAAUGGAUUCUAAGAGUAAAGCUGAGGAUGCAGUUGCUGGAAUUGAACCCGAGACUGAUACUAAGACAAUGAAACGGGAUAUGUCUCCAUCGACUGAUGGCACAGAUCGUAAAGCUACAGCCCCCGUCACUGCUUCAGUCAGUGUUACUACUUCGGCUAAUGGAUCUAGUGUUGUGUUUCCUCAUCAAAAUGGCAGUUCUCAGGGAAGUCAUUUGAAUAAUGAUUCAUACACGAAUUAUAUGGCUAGGAAUAACCCGUACAUGAAUGGAUCAUAUAUGGGAUAUGAUGGGCAGCCAUAUGAUUCGCCAUAUGGCCAUGAAGCCUGUCAUUCACGGGAUUUGAGGUAUAUGGAGAAUCCGAUAUCGGGUCCUCAAAAUUCCAAUAGGUCUACUCCUGCAAGGACAAAUGCAAGUGGUGCUGUUAGACUUCCCUUUAAUUCUCAUCCACGGGCUUUCGGACUGCAAAAUAAGGGAAAACUAGCAGCAGGACAUUUCCCGAGAUUUUCCAGCCCGAAGCAAGGUCAUGUUCCGUAUAAUGAUUACGUGAACGAGAACUCAAAUGGUAAUUUCUGGGUUCAGAAACAUCAUUACUCGAAACCCGACAAAAAUGAAAAAUCCGAUGAUGCAGCAGUUGAACUAACCGUCGGUCCAAGGACCAAUGGAAAGAAUCCUCCUUCCGAAUCGUCGAGCAAGAAAGACAAUCUGUUUGGAUUGACAAUCCGUCGAGAAUUGUUCAACCUCCCCGAUUUUCAGACAGAGUACGAGGAUGCCAAAUUUUAUGUCAUCAAGUCUUAUAGCGAAGAUGACAUUCACAAGAGUAUCAAAUAUUCUGUAUGGUCAAGUACACCAAACGGAAACAAGAAGCUCGAUGCAGCUUUCCGUGAAGCCGAAGAAAAAUCACGUGGGGACGGGAAGAAUCGUCCGGUCUUCCUUUUCUUCUCGGUGAAUGCAAGUAGACAAUUCGUCGGGUUAGCUGAGAUGGUCGGAUAUGUAGACUUUGAUAAAGACCUCGACUUUUGGCAAGUGGAUAAGUGGAUCGGCUUUUUCCCCGUACAAUGGCAUAUCGUUAAGGACAUUCCCAACCGUGAACUGCGCCAUAUCACCCUCGACAACAACGAGGACAAGCCAGUAACUCAUACCAGGGAUACCCACGAGAUAAAACUUAGAGAAGGUCUCCGAAUGCUUACGAUAUUCAAGAAAUAUUCUGCGGGAACGUCAUUGUUAGACGACGACAUGGACUUCUACGAAGAACGCGAGAAGGCCCUCAGAGCCAAGAAGGAGAACAAACCCGCGACUCUUCGCAUGGAUUUCUACAAAGAUUCCGAUUUCGAUAAUGAGAUCGAAGAAGAAGAUAGAAGAAGAACGAGAGGAGGCAGAGAAGAUGGCAGAGCCCGGACACAGGCUUCUCUCAUCGAUCGUACGAAGAAUCUCUCGCUAACCGGCCGCCCAACGUCCGAGAAAUAUGGCGUAAAGAAUGUCCGGGGAUCAACUUAAGAAAACUCCAACCCAUAGUUUCGUCUGUUUGAAGGCGUGGUAGUUUUUAUUGUCGGGUACUUUUGAAUAUAACUGUAGGGUACAGUGCUACUUAAUAUAAGCCCUUUUGAUAUAUAUGAAAUCGGGUAGAGUUAAAUCUCAUCAA
This is a messenger RNA of Tarenaya hassleriana, 1767 nucleotides long. RefSeq lists its product as uncharacterized. Lineage: Eukaryota; Viridiplantae; Streptophyta; Magnoliopsida; Brassicales; Cleomaceae. Bases 132 to 1622 code for a protein of 496 amino acids. Gene Ontology annotation, biological process: mRNA destabilization. The record is from RefSeq and is a predicted model, not a curated record. The transcript is spliced from 10 exons. Gene Ontology annotation, molecular function: mRNA binding. Gene Ontology annotation, cellular component: cytoplasm.